Messenger RNA from Chionomys nivalis (European snow vole), 2256 nucleotides. It is a transcript of the gene Dcst2, whose product is annotated as DC-STAMP domain containing 2. The record is from RefSeq and is a predicted model, not a curated record. Bases 1 to 2256 code for a protein of 751 amino acids. Gene Ontology annotation, cellular component: membrane. NCBI's taxonomy places the organism in Eukaryota, Metazoa, Chordata, Mammalia, Rodentia, Cricetidae. The transcript has 15 exons.
AUGUCUAAAACUGAUGCUGUAGAGGAGGAGGGGCCCAGUAGGGCACGGGCUGUGGUCCGAAGCGUGGGGGGCUUUAUUCUGGGUUUGUCCUUGGCCACAGCCUAUGGGAUCCUGGAACUCCUGGUGGAGGGACACAGCUCCUACGGCUGCCUGGUGGCCACUGUCACUUUGGCUGCCUUCCUUAGCCUGGGCAUGGGGUUCUCCCGCCAGGUCCGUGUCACUGUCUUCCUGCUGCUUCCCCAGGUCUUCUCCAGGCAGGGUCGGAUGCUGCUGCUUGUGGCUGCCUUUGGACUGGUGCUUCAAGGGCCUUGUGCCAAUACCCUGCGCAACUUUGCCCGGGCCAGUGAAGCUGUGGCCUGUGGGGCAGAGCUGGCCCUGAACCAGACUGCAGAAAUGCUAGAGCGGGCCAAGCAGCCCCUUGUCAGUGCUCUGACCAAGAUUAAAGCUAUUGCCCAGAGGGCCAAAGUGGUGGCUGACCGGGUCCGCAGGUUCUUCCGGUCCAUCAUGGACGGCGUGAAGCAUGUGGCCAGGGCCCUGCGGAAUGUGUGGUAUUGGCUCCUUCACAUUGGUGAUGUGUGCAACUCAGAGCUGGGCAACCCUUACAUGAAAUGCAGUCGGGUAUUUGAUGACGCCAGAGACAGCUGUAUGAAGAGCAUGCCGCGGGUCGCUCACCUGUGCUACGUGAUCAUGCCCUUCAAACUGGCGCUGUGCGGACUUGCCAGCUUGGUCCAGAUGUUCUGUGUCAUCCCCAUGUACCUUCAGCUCUUCCUGCGAAGGACCAUCAGCACCCCUGUGAUGAAGCUGCUUAACCAGGUGCGUCGUGAGUUUGAGUUCAACAUGACAGUCACCCACUACUUCUCUGUGGACCUCAACGCCUCUCGGAGCCUGUCCCAGGUGGCCCUGGACCUUCACGAGGCGGUCAGCACGAAGCUGCACAGGACCAGGGAGGCCCUGGCCCUGAUGGGCUACACCAUGCCUCUUCUCUUUGCACUUCUCUACCUCCAAGCCCUGUGGUAUUGGCACUGUUACCUGAACUGGGACGAUUUUGACAACAUCUAUAUCACCAGCCGCUUCUUGCACAUGGAGGCAGUGCGCUCUGAGGCAGGGCUGCCCACGGUGCUGCCGCUCAGUUCCCAGGAGGCCAGAUACUACAUCCAACCAGGCUCCAUCUUCCUGUCCCAAUGGGAGCAGUUUUUUUAUGUGCUGGAGACCUUUGAUCUUGCUCGUCACCUCCUCCUCGUGUUCCUCCUGGUCUUUCUGGACUAUGCUGUCUUCUGGGUACUUGACCUGGCCCGGUACCAUCUCCAGGGCGAGAUUGUAGCCCGCAGCCCCGUGCUGGUGUCUAUAACGGUGGAAGGGACUGGCUAUUCAGGGAGUAUCUACCGUGACCUGGUGUCAGCUUUUGACGUUCUGCAACAAGGCAACAUCAGUAUAUUGUCCCAGCGCUGCCUCCUACAUCCCUCCGAACCAGACGCCAGUGGUUACAUCGUUAUCGGUACCAUGUAUGGUCUGUGCUUCUUCGUCACCCUGUGUGGCAGCUACGUCAGCAGACUGCGGCGUGUCGUCUGUGCCUCCUAUUACCCAUCCAGGGAACAGGAAAGGAUCUCCUACCUCUACCACUCACUUCUGCGUCGUCGGACCAACAUGCUGGCUGCAGUGCACCGGGCGGUCAUGCGACGGGCAGCCGACCAGGGCCACAUGAGUGUCCUCCAGGUGCUGGCCAUCAGGUACCCUUGCCUAAGUCCUUUGCUCAGCCCAUUUUUGCCGAAUCAGCACUACUGCCUGGGCUGUGGGCAGCCUGAAGACAAAGGGGACAUGGAGAACUUUGUGUCCUGCAGUACCCCAGGCUGCAAAGGUCUCUACUGCCUCACCUGUUUCCGUCUCCUGGACAACACCUGCUCUGUGUGUGCGUUGCCUCUCUCCAUGCAGGGGCACCUGGACCUGGAGCUGGACUCCAGCGAUGAGGAGGGUCCUCAGCUAUGGCUGGCUGCAGCCCGCAGAAGGGCCGCUGAGCAGGAGCUCCAGAAAGCACUGGGCGAGCGCCUCUCAGACAAGCCCCGCCUAGCGUCCAGUGACCAGGACAAAGGGAACACGCCUGAAAAGAAGCCCCUGCAGCCCCUCCCCGGAGCUCAUGAGAUCGCAGGCCUUCCCUUGUCCCCUGAACCCCAGGGACCACUUCAGAAAUCCACUGCCCCCAAAGCAGACCCAUCUCCAGCCUCAGAACCUCCUGACCCCUCCCACUCACCCCCAAAAUAA